UUCAGUUCAAUUCAAUCCUUCGUGAAGUGAGUGUCGGACAAAUAUUUUUAGUGGGUAAUUUCAUAAAAUUAUCUUUAAAUUUGAUUCGUAGCCAAAAAUCAUGAUCCGAAACGGAACUGUGCCAUUAAAAUAUAAGCCAUUUGUCACGUGGUUUUGAAAUUCUUAUCUGACAAGAAUUUCCUGACAAUUCACAGCUUAUUUAUCUAUUUCAAUAAACAAGGUUAAUUCUAUAGAAAGAUGUUGAUUCGUGUGAUUAUAGUGUUAAUGUGUAUUUUUAUUGUUAAAACAUGUUGGGGAUUCACUGGAAGAGGAUUAAUGUAUCCUGGACGUACGGAUUUGUUUGAACUUUCUGUGAUACAUAUUAACGAUUUUCACGCUAGGUUUGUUGAAACGAGUCCAUUUUCCGGAAGUUGUAAUGAAUCACAGAAAAAAGAUUGCAUUGGUGGAAUUGCAAGGGUAGUCACGGCAAGUCGCCAAUUACUUGACGAGAGACCAAAUUCUAUUUUUCUAAAUGCCGGUGAUAAUUUUCAAGGGACAAUAUGGUACAAUUUUUUCAAAUGGAACGCUACUGCUCAUUUUAUGAAUCUUUUACCACAUGACGCUAUGACCAUUGGAAAUCAUGAAUUUGACGAUUCAAUUGAUGGACUCGUUCCAUUUUUAAAAAGAAUAAAGUGUCCAAUUGUUGUGGCAAAUAUUGACAGCUCAAAAGAACCCAGAUUACAGGGACUUUAUAAAAAUAGUACAAUCAUUAACAGAGGUGGGAAAAAAAUUGGAGUAAUCGGUGUAAUCUUAAAAUCAACAAAUCUAAUUGCAAAAACAGAAAAAUUGUCAUUUUUGGAUGAAGUGGAUUCAGUAAAUGAUGAAGCUGAAAGACUGAAAGUUCAAGGAGUCGACAUUAUUAUAGUAUUAAGCCAUUGUGGAUUAAAUGUUGACAGAAAAAUUGCAGCAGAAUGUCCAAAUAUUGAUCUUAUAGUUGGAGGACACUCACAUACAUUCCUUUAUUCUGGUAAUAAGCCAUACACAGAUGUACCUGAAGAUGUGUAUCCUGUUUAUGUGAAACAAAGCACCGGUAGAACAGUAUUAAUUGUUCAAGCUGCCGCUUUUACGAGGUAUAUUGGAAAUUUGACUGUCUGGUUCGAUUCUCAAGGUGAAAUUCUCGACUGGGAUGGAAAUCCAAUUCUGUUAGAUUAUUCGAUUGAAGAAGAUCCAGAAAUAUUGGCAGCUCUUCAGCCAUGGAAGCAGGAAGCAGAUCGACAAGGAUCAGUGGAAAUUGGCGAGACAAGAGUUCAUCUCCAGGGAUUGAGAAAUUGUCAAAGUGGUGAAUGUAAUUUAGGAAAUUUAUUAACCGAUUCAAUGGUAGAUUAUUACGUUAAAGAAAAUGUGAAUAAUACUUACUGGACGACUGCAGCAAUUGCUGUCCUUAAUUCCGGAACUAUUCGCGGUGAUAUUAGUAAUAAUCCUGGAAUAAUAAAAUACGAGGAUCUCAUAAUUGUUGCUCCAUUUGGUAACACUUACGACCUUGUGGAAUUAAAGGGCAGUGAUAUUUUAAAGACUUUAGAGAAAGCAGUUCUCACUAGUUAUUCAGCAGAAAAAUUUAUCGGACAAAGUUUUCUUCAAUGGUCAGGAUUAAAAGUCACCUAUAAUCUAUCAAAUCCAGAUUAUUCACGUGUAAUCGACGUGAAAGUGAGAUGUCAAGUUUGUCUAAUGCCAAAAUACGAGAAUUUAAUUUCUGAAAAAUGGUAUAAUAUAGUGACAACUAGUUUUUUGUUAAACGGAGGCGAUAAUCACACUGACCUACAACACGGUCAUCGUAAUCACAGAGCUGGACCAUUGGAUGUUGAUUAUCUCGUGGGAUUUUUUAAAAGAAAGAGUCCAAUUAUUUACGGUACCGAAGGCAGGCAGACACUUCUCGGCAAUUGGAAGAAAUCAUAUUUAUGAGAAUUUUUGUUUUUGAAUUAAAAAUUUAAUUCAAAGAAAUGAAGAAUGACAUUUUUUUUAUAUCGAACAAAAAGAGAAAGAAAAAUUCGAAUCGAGACAUAAUUUUUUAUUAUGAAG
This is a messenger RNA of Leptopilina heterotoma, 2055 nucleotides long. RefSeq names its product apyrase-like. Gene Ontology annotation, biological process: AMP catabolic process. Bases 238 to 1938 code for a protein of 566 amino acids. Gene Ontology annotation, cellular component: plasma membrane. NCBI's taxonomy places the organism in Eukaryota, Metazoa, Arthropoda, Insecta, Hymenoptera, Figitidae. The record is from RefSeq and is a predicted model, not a curated record. The transcript has 12 exons. Gene Ontology annotation, molecular function: metal ion binding; 5'-nucleotidase activity; nucleotide binding.